CAGUGGGGCGGCUCUGCCUUGGCUCCCCGGCCCCCCGCGGGAGGCGCGGCCGGGCAGGAGCGCCAGGGGCCGCGGGCAGCCGUGCGCCGCGCAGGGGCUGGGACCAGGACCGGCGCACGCCGCCGCGCAGCCAGCAGGGACCCCGGGCAGCCGCCCGCCGGUGGGCCAGGCUGUUCUGGACUGACCGCAGCCGCUACUCACAUCACUGCUCCUAGUGCAUGCUGGGAAGGCAGCUGCUUCAGGAGAGGGAUUUUGCCGACUUGUCAGAGGAAAGUAAAACCGGAGCCCCUGCUCGAAGAUGCUGUCUGGGAAGGUGGAGAAGAGGAUUGCUUCCUCCGUAUACAUUACCCUGGCCCCUCCCAGGAGGGACACGGUCAUCAAGGCUGAUGUAAAGCCAGAGGUGCGUCAGCCGAGCUCAGACCACCCAAAGGAGGCUACGAAAUCUGAUGGGACCCACCAUCCCCAAGGGUCGCCACCAAAGAAACUACCCAACAGCAGCCGUCAGGCCGGCAAGCAGAGCAGCAGGACACUGGGCAGUGCCGGGCCCUCGUCUGGAGCGGCGGGCUUGUCCAACGGAGGUUUCUCCUCCUUUCCUCGUCCUGUCCUGACCGACAUUCCCACAGGCUCAGACCCAGAGAGCCCCCUGCCAUCUCCUCCGCCGUAUCUUCUGUCCGAUGAACUUAACGCCCCGUUGUUGGAGACGCUUUGCCCUGAUCUGCAGAAGCUGCACAUGAGCUCACCUGUGAGCCGGCAGGCCUCCUCCACGUUCCCAGCGGAACCGAGGCAGCAUAAAAUCCAGCCGACCAGUCUGGAGCAAGCGGACGAGCGCCAGGCCCCGAAACAGAACGUGAAUGGGCCCCUGGAAAGAGACAUUUCCACAGUCUGUGCCUUUUGCCACAAGGCCAUUGCCCCCCGGACCCCGACCAUAGAAGCCAUGAACAGACAGUACCACGCGGACUGCUUCACGUGCCGGACGUGCCACGGCCAGCUAGCGGGGCAGCGCUACUACCAGAAAGAGGGCCGGCCAAUGUGCAACUCUUGCUACAAGGACACGCUGGAGAAAUGUGCCAAGUGCCAGGGUCUGAUCCUGGAGCACAUCAUCCGCGCCUUGGGGAACGGGUACCACCCUGAGUGUUUCAUGUGCUCCGUGUGUGGGCGGAGCAUCGGGGACGAGAGCUUUGCCGUGAAUGACCAGAACGAGGUGCACUGCGUGGAUGAUUUCUACAGGAAGUACGCCUCCAUCUGCAGCGUCUGUGAGACACCCAUCAUCCCACAGGAGGGGAAAGAUGCCUACAGGAUAGAAUGCAUGGGGCGAACCUUCCAUGAAAGCUGCUAUCGCUGUGAGAACUGCAGGAUUCCCCUGUCCACCGAGCCAGCGGAGAACGGCUGCUACCCCUUGGACAGCCACGUCCUCUGCAAGCCCUGUCACAUCAAACAGAAGAAUGAAUCGUUCUGCUAAGAGAGCCAGGCGGGCUUCCCCAGAAAACCGUGGACGCAGUCGCAUGGCUGAGAUGAGCCGAAUCGCUGUACUAUGGCAGUGUUCUUAUCCUCUGCAUUCAUUUAUGUCCAACUUUCUGUCCUGACUGUCUCUCUUAUGGUAGGACCAUAUUAGUAGCUCUGAGCUGUAGCAGCAAAGUCCUACCACGCAUGCUUCCUAAUCGGCCAUGCGACCAGCCCUGAGAGGUGGCAGUGGAACCGUCUUCUUCUCUCUUUCCCUCCUGUCUGGCUCUGCUUAUCUUCCAAGGGUACGCCAGCUGGCUUCCUCUGCCCCCAAACGGCUCAGUGCAUGGGACCACACCAGCAGCUGCUGAUGGGACGAGUGAGAUUAAUUAAAAUGAUGUUACAAAGCA
This is a messenger RNA of Chrysemys picta bellii (western painted turtle), 1850 nucleotides long. It is a transcript of the gene FBLIM1, whose product is annotated as filamin binding LIM protein 1. NCBI's taxonomy places the organism in Eukaryota, Metazoa, Chordata, Testudines, Emydidae. Gene Ontology annotation, biological process: cell-cell adhesion. Gene Ontology annotation, cellular component: stress fiber; focal adhesion. The record is from RefSeq and is a predicted model, not a curated record. Gene Ontology annotation, molecular function: filamin binding.